AGAAGGGAGUAUCCCUAUAAUAAACAGAGCUCAGAACUUGUAACAGAAAAUUAAAAUAUACUCCACUCAAGAGAAGUCUGUACUUUGCACUUAGGUUAAAGUCUCAUUUAGAUUUAAGUUUCUAAACUUUGCUUAAGAAAUUAAGUUUUCUUUGAUCUCCUCUCUUCUGAAUUGCCGAAAUCAGAUAAACCUACUUGACAAAAAUGACUUCUUGUCACGUUGCUGAAGACCCUAUAAAAAAGGUGGCUAUCUUUGGAGGAACUCAUGGGAAUGAACUAACAGGAGUAUUUCUAGUUAAGCACUGGCUGGAGAACAGCACUGAGAUUCAAAGAACAGGGCUGGAGGUAAAACCAUUUAUUACCAACCCAAGAGCAGUGAAGAAGUGCACCAGAUAUAUUGACUGUGACCUGAAUCGAGUUUUUGACCCUGAAAAUCUUGGCAAAAAAAAGUCAGAGGAUUUGCCAUAUGAAGUGAGAAGGGCUCAAGAAAUCAAUCAUUUAUUUGGUCCAAAAGAUAGUGAAGAUUCCUAUGACAUUAUUUUUGACCUUCACAACACUACUUCUAACAUGGGGUGCACUCUUAUUCUUGAAGAUUCCAGGAAUGACUUUUUAAUUCAGAUGUUUCAUUAUAUUAAGACGUCUUUGGCUCCAUUACCCUGCUAUGUUUACCUUAUUGAGCAUCCUUCUCUCAAAUAUGCAACCACUCGUUCUAUAGCCAAGUAUCCUGUUGGUAUAGAAGUUGGUCCCCAGCCUCAGGGGGUUCUGAGAGCUGAUAUUCUAGAUCAAAUGAGAAAAAUGAUUCAGCAUGCUCUUGAUUUUAUACAUAAUUUCAAUGAAGGAAAAGAAUUUCCUCCCUGUGCUAUUGAAGUCUAUAAAAUAAUGGAGAAAAUUGAUUAUCCCAGGAAUGAAAGUGGAGAAAUUGCUGCUAUUAUCCACCCUAAACUGCAGGAUCAAGAUUGGAAACCCUUGCACCCUGAGGAUCCUGUGUUUUUAACUCUUGAUGGAAAGACUAUUUCAUUGGGUGGAGACCAAACCGUGUACCCAGUGUUUGUAAAUGAGGCCGCAUAUUAUGAGAAGAAAGAAGCUUUUGCAAAGACGACCAAACUAACACUCAAUGCAAACAGUAUUCGCUCCUCUCUACAUUAGAAAUCACUUGUGGCUCACUUGUUAGAGAGCACCUUGAAAAAUUCUGCUACUUUAUAAGCUCUUGAAGAGCAGGAUUGUGCCUUACUCAUCAUCAUUUCCACAGCUCCCAGUGGUGCCUUGAACACAGUGGACAUUCAGGUAAAUUUGUUGAAUGAAUGAAUGUGUUAUUGAAUGCCUUUCACAGGUAUCAUACUUUAUGUAUGUAGCCUAUUCAAAGAAGUGCAUUUCUUAUUUCUCUAUAGCUUUAUAUACCUUAUACUUUGAUAGUUUAACGUUCUUAGUAAACAGCCUUAGAAUUCAAAUUUUAACAUUGAAACAGUCCAUGGGAUUGCAGGGUUGGACACAACUGAGCAACUCAAUACAGCGCAGCACAGAUACUAUAUACAAAAAACUAUUAACUUGAGCAUAGAGUUAAAUACUGUAUGCUUUUAAGUAAUAUAGAAAUACUCCUAGAAACUAAUAGCACAGGCUCACUAUUUUAAAUUUUUUCACAUUUGAAUUAAUGCUAAAGUAUUAAAGUCAAUCAGCAGCAGUUGUGAUAUCUGUAGAUUUUAAAAUGCUCUUAUGACGAUGAAAUGUGAAUGAGAAAUGAGGGCUGAUUGUAAAGGUGACAUUAUGAAUAAAUCAAGAAACCCUGAAUGGUCCUUUGUCCACUAAGAGUCACCCACACAAAGCAUCACAAAGCUUCGCACUCAGGUACGCCCACUUGUUCUGCGCUGACCCCAGGAAGCCAGGAGCCUCCUUCAGACCUCUCACACGCGCCCCCAGAAGCUCAUGUUCUUUCCCAACUUGGAAGGCAUGUCCUUCCCGGCCGUCCCUUCUUACUUUGAAAGAACUCGUUUGUCCUUCUUCCUAACCAAUGUAUAAGAAAGUCUCUGGGCUCCAGCAGUGUAGGUGGUAAAGACAGAGCUGAGGACAGUAGACACUAGUAGAAAUGUGACCCAAACCCGUCUCUGGUUCACAAAUGCAUUCGUUUAAGACAUUCCCUCCUGUCCUAAAUGCCCAAAUCCCCCACCAUCAAGAUCCUUCUCAAAGGUCCUUGGUCUAAUUUUCCACCUCCCUCCCUCUCCAAUCCUUGCAAGAGCCUCCCCUCCCCCAUCUCUUAGGCCAUGGCAGCCAAGUAAAGAACAUUUUAUCCCAUGAUUUACACCCCAAGGAAAUCCAUGUUUACAGUUUCAAAUAUAUUUACAAAAUCAUACUAAUAUUGUCAUUAUCUGUAACAUGUAUAUGUCUAUAUAUACAAUUUCAUUCUUGCAAAACAAAUCCCAUUAAGCCAAUUUCAUUCCAUAUUCAGUGCUCUAUAGCACACAAUUAAACUGCUUUGAAACUCUCAGCAUUUAUUUUUGCACUUUACCAAAAUUAUUUUCUUUGGAAUAGACUCUCUUCCUUCUGAAUUCUUUAGUAAAAAAAAUUUUUUUAUCAAUUGGCUUUUGUAUAUAAUAAGCUUUACCAAACUUCCUUCUCCCACUGUGAAUGUUUCUUUGUGUCCAAUGCACAAGUUCAAUUUUUCUAGGUCAAUUUUUCCAUAUAUAUACUUUGGGAAAAAUACUUUAUUCUCCCAUCAAAUUUUAGUUAGUUACAAAAUUUACAAUGUGCAGUUUAGGCCACUGUGGUUUCAGUUUUUGUAUUGAUUCUUUCUAUCAAGUCUACUUUUCUGUGACUUAAUAUUUAUAGUCUUUAGAGUUUCUAAUUAGAUGUUAUUUUUUUUUAAUCUAUAACAUAUUGCUGUGUGACUUUAGCCACUUUCAAUUUCAUUUUGAUUAUUUCUAACAGUCUACAGACUCGGUUUUCCCAUUUAUAAAAUAGGGAUAUUCAUAAUAAUACUGUCCCUUUCAUGAGAUUGUUGUGAGGAUUAAGUGGGCUAAUGCAUACAAGUACUUACCACGGUGCCUAGCACAGAAUAAUAAAUUAUUCAAGUUGAAAUUUCUAACACAAAAAGCCCUUUAUGAUCUGUCCCACGCUCCCCACAACCUCUCUAGACUCAUCUGCCUUUAGCUCUUCUCUGUUCCAGUCGGCUUUGCGUUGUUUUAUUCCUGUGUGUCUUUACAGAGUUUGGCCCUUCCACCUAGAAUUUUUUUCCUUCCCUUCUCUUCCUCCAUCCUUGACACCCACACCAGACCUCACCUUAUCGAAUUCCUAUUUUUUCUUCAAAAUGCAACUCAAUUCUCAUUUCACCUAUAAAACCUCUCUUGACUCGGCCCUCUGCCCUUCUCUGCUUCUGUCCCAUCUCAAGGAUAUUACCCGUGUCUUUUUCAGUACCUGCAAUCUGGUAAGUGCCCUGUGAGUUUAGCUGAGUAAAUGAGUGUGCUCAGACAUUCCUUCUCUACUGAAACGUCUUCAUGUUCCACCAACGUCUCUGCCUUCUCUUUGCCUUCUUCCCUUCUUUCCCAGUCACUUCCCGAGUAUCUCCUUCACUGUCAGGUGGAAAUCUCUCCAUUCCACACUCCAGCCUGUUACUAUGUCCCAAAUGUUGGCAGAUGGAACAAUACACCCUUUUAAGUCUGCAACCCUACGAGGGGGAAAGGAAGUGUUCAUAUCCAAUAAUACCCUUGUGUGAAACCUUUUAAUGGUUCCCCUAACCCUCAGUAUGAAAUCUCAAAGCCUUCCAAACAGCUGGAGGAGUGCUAUGUGCUCUGGCCUCUGCCUACCUCUCCAGCCCUGUUCCUAGCAAUUUGGCCUUGCAGACUUCUCCAUCUUCAAAUUCACCCUACUACCUUGGGGUCUUUCCUUCUCUCCAUCUAUGGUGCUCAGGUUCAGCUGCCCCAGGGCAUGUGGGAUCUUAGUUCCCUGACCAGGGGUCAAAUCUGCAUCCCCUGCACCAGAAGGCAGAUCCUCAACCACUGGACCAGGAGGGAAGUCCCGAUACUUAUUCUUAAAUGUGAUUCAAGGACUUCCUAGUGGUCCAGUGGCUAAGACUCCACACUCCCAAUGCAGGAUACCCCAGUUUGAUCCCUGAUCUAGGAACUAGAUCCCACAUGCUACAUCUAAAAGAUCGGUGUGUACCACAACUAAGACCCAGUGCAACCAGAAAAAUCUGUUUUAGUGUGACUCGGGCUAGGCUAAUCCACUCUGUUAUACAAGCUCAUUGACACUACUGGACUAGCACAUACCAGCACACACAGAAAACCUGGAUCCUUGGCCUAGGAAAAAGCACUGUGACCUCAACCUGUCAUUCCGUCUCUCUCUAAGUCUCAAAUUCCACAAGUCUCAAUUUUCUCUGUUCUGUUGAAUGGCAAUAGAAUACUCAUCAAACUAUCUACAGAAUUGUGGAUUAAGAUAACCAAUAUGAAUGAAAGCACUUUAUAAAUAGGGAAUUGUACAAUCUCAAAGGCUAAAAAAUUGCAAAAUAUCUUUUGUUUGUUUUUUUUGUGUGUGUGUGUGUAAUAAAGUUUUAUUAAAGUAUAAAGGACAUAGAGAAAGCUUCUGACAUAGGCAUCAGAAGGGGGCAGAAAGAGUACCCACAAAAUAUCUUUUGGAAGGUAAUUUUUCAUAAUAUCAAAAGUCAUAAAACUGUUCAUCCUCCUGACCUAGGCAUCCCACUUUCAGAAUACAUCCUAUGACAGGGCGCUCACGCUUUCUCUAUCAGUCUAUCCAGAAUGUUCCCAUGGAUGGCACAUUCCUAGAUUAUAGACUGAAGCCUGUUUGAAAUAGCAUGUGGAUUAUGUACAAGUCCUAUUUCCUUGCCAGUCAAGAAAACAUAGCCCAGUGAAGGGUGUUAUUCUGGGAAUCAUUUGGAUGACGUAAUGGACCAAAUGCAGCAAAUUGCUUAUUAAUAAAUUGUUUGCAAGUUCUACAACCCUUCAAGACACAGCAGCAUCUUGGCAUUCAAGUUGAGAACUACCAUUCUUUCAAAAUAACUCAGAAGAAUGAAAAAAAUGCAUAUGCAUAUACAUUGGCAAUAAUGAUAGUAAUAAUAUCAUCUCUUUCCUAUCCAUUCCCUUAUUGCCUCCUCAUAAAAAUUCUGUGAGGUAAGCAGGAGGGAUUUCUACUUCCUGGUCUCCAAGCAGAGCCAUGAGUUCAUAUGCAUGCAAAGUGGAGAGCCAGCGAGCAUGAUGGAUGGACCCCCUGCUUGAGGUCAUAUGACCUGAACCUGUAACAUUUUCAGGCUGUGACUCCUUGCGCAUGUCGCUUCAAAUCUCCAGGUCUCCUUUUACUCAAAUUCCUCCCAGUUAUUGAGUGAUUUAGAUGGGGUACUGGAUGUGAUGUACUUUGAGAUGUACAAAGGUGGUACGUCCUAGCACGCUGAGCUGGGACCAAUAAUUGAUUCUUUAAGUCCAAAAAGUGACCUUCCCUUUAUCCACUCAUGUUAAGCAACACCCUAAGAUUUCAGUCAUCAUAGUGGCCCUCCUAAGACAAAGAUAAAACAUGAUCAUAACAAGGCAAAAUAAAUAUUUAUUAGAAAUCAUUAAAGUAUUUCUUCAGUGAUACUAAAAUGUUCUUACUCCACUUAUGACUUCUGUCUUGCACAUAGAGCUUCACACACACAACACUAAAAACAAAGAUGUAAAUGGAGUUUGCAAAGAUGAGGCACAUUCAGUGAGAACAAGGUAACAAUUCUAUGUUUGGGACCAAGAUCACAGUAAAAAAAAAAAAAAGUAAAUCGAUGUAGAGAUCAAGUAUGGCUUACAGGCCCACAUGACGGUCCAUCUAUCUGGCCCCUACCCAGAG
Molecule: messenger RNA, 5813 nt
Organism: Bubalus bubalis (water buffalo)
Lineage: Eukaryota; Metazoa; Chordata; Mammalia; Artiodactyla; Bovidae
Gene: ASPA
Product: aspartoacylase
Exons: 6
Coding region: 204-1145 (313 amino acids)
Molecular function (GO): hydrolase activity, acting on carbon-nitrogen (but not peptide) bonds, in linear amides; hydrolase activity, acting on ester bonds
Source: RefSeq, a predicted model, not a curated record